GCAAAAUGCAGAUAUAAUGAAUACAGAGGAUCUGAAUCUACAAGGUAUAAACUGGCCUCCCAGCCCCUUGUCAGAGGACUGCCUGUACCUCAGCAUCUAUGUGCCUGCACAUGCCCGUGAGGGCUCUAACCUGCCUGUGAUGGUCUGGAUCCAUGGUGGUGCCUUGGUGAUGGGCUCAGCUUCCAUGUAUGAUGGUUCUAUUCUGGCAGCCACUGAAAAUGUACUGGUGGUCACUAUCCAGUACCGCCUGGGAGUUCUGGGCUUCUUCAGCACUGGAGACCAGCAUGCCCCUGGUAACUGGGGCUACCUGGACCAAGUGGCCGCCCUACGCUGGGUCCAGCAGAAUAUUGCCCACUUUGGAGGCAACCCUGAUCGGGUCACCAUUUUUGGGGAGUCUGCUGGUGGCACUAGUGUGUCCUCACAUGUGUUGUCUCCAAUGUCCCAAGGACUCUUCCAUGGUGCCAUCAUGGAGAGUGGGGUGGCCCUGCUGCCUGACCUUAUCACCAGCUCAUCUAAAGAUGUCUCCACAGUGAGUAUCCUUUACUGCCCGAGGCCAWAUCUGCUGUCUCACCCUUCAACUUCAGAGCCUCUGCCACUCUAUCUGUUCCAUGGGAACAAAGACCAUGCAGGUGUCUCCAGAUCUGGCCACCACAACAGGGAUUCUGAGGAGCUCAAAGUUGAGCUCACUGAGGGGGAGGAGCUGCUGAAAAGGAGGAUGAUGAAGUACUGGGCCAACUUUGCUCGAAAUGGGAACCCCAAUGGAGAGGGCCUGCCCCACUGGCCAYUAUUCGACCAGGACCAGCAGUACCUGCAGCUGGACAUCCAGCCUGCUGUGGGCCAGGCCCUGAAGUCACACAGGCUGCAGUUCUGGACCAAGACCCUGCCUCAGAAGAUCCAGGAGCUAAAGGGAGCUAAGGACAAGCACACAGAGCUCUAGCUUCCUUGUCAGGAAGAAAGGGGUGUGUUAGGUGUGAUGGGGUCUUCCUGUGGUGCCCACACAUCCCACCCAUUAAACAGGUUGAUCCAAUCAUUCACAUAGCUAUUCAUCCAUACACUCCGCCAUGGGUCCUCUCUUGUUAGACACACUCAGUAAUUCCCAAGGAGGCUGUGGAUGRGUAAUCCAGUUAAUGCCCACCUUCCUCUUCACCCCAGUGUGCCUGAUCCCUCCCUCCCUUCCUCCCCUCUCCUUACCUACAACCCCUYCUAUCCCCUCCUCCCAGUUGCCACACCCUCCCAUGCUGAUGGAGAAAUUUUAGGAAGCGGAGCUGGUACUUUUCCAAACCCCUUGUCUACCUCUCAGCAAGUACCCAUGUUCUCAUACCAGUGGGACCUCUGUAGAGAAACUAUAUACCAGAAGCCACAGUGUUUUAUUCCAUCAGGCUYCUGAACAACAACAGCGACAGCAACAACAACUCCAAUAAUAAUAUAGUGAGGCACGGUGGCACAUGCCCAUAAUCCAAGCCACUCAGGAGGCUGAGGGAAAAGAAUUACAUACUCUGUCCAGUCUGGCCACUAGGGGAUACCUGAGCUCAAAAUAUAAGUCCUGGGAGAGUAGCUCAGUGGUGGAGUACUUGCCAAGCAUGUACAAGGUCCUGGGUUUGA
Messenger RNA from Urocitellus parryii (Arctic ground squirrel), 1602 nucleotides. The record is from RefSeq and is a predicted model, not a curated record. Lineage: Eukaryota; Metazoa; Chordata; Mammalia; Rodentia; Sciuridae.